Rhea pennata is the source of this 432-nucleotide messenger RNA. It is a transcript of the gene KCNE3, whose product is annotated as potassium voltage-gated channel subfamily E regulatory subunit 3. The record is from RefSeq and is a predicted model, not a curated record. NCBI's taxonomy places the organism in Eukaryota, Metazoa, Chordata, Aves, Rheiformes, Rheidae. Gene Ontology annotation, biological process: negative regulation of delayed rectifier potassium channel activity; regulation of ventricular cardiac muscle cell membrane repolarization; ventricular cardiac muscle cell action potential. Gene Ontology annotation, molecular function: potassium channel regulator activity; delayed rectifier potassium channel activity; voltage-gated potassium channel activity involved in ventricular cardiac muscle cell action potential repolarization. The coding region runs from base 1 to 348 and encodes 115 amino acids. The transcript has 2 exons. Gene Ontology annotation, cellular component: membrane.
AUGCUCCCGCAGUCGCGGCUCGGCGCGGCGGCGGCAGCGGAGGGCGGCGCCGGCCGCCUCGGGGCGCGCAUGGAGGCGACGUGGCAGCGGAGCCUGCACGCCGUGCUGCGCGCCCUCAACCAGACGGCGCCCGGCGCGGCCGCCUGCGGCUCCGACCGGCCGGCGGCCCGCGACGCCGGCGGCCGCCCGGGCCGCCACGACAACGCCUACAUGUACAUCCUCUUCGUCAUGACGCUCUUCGCCGCCACGGUGGGCAGCCUCAUCCUGGGCUACACGCGCUCCCGCAAGGUGGACAAGCACAGCGACCCCUACCACGUCUACAUCAAGAACCGGGUCUCCAUGAUCUGAGGACCCGGAGAAGGUCCGCGGUCGAGCGCGGCUCCAACGCCGCGCGGGGAAACGCGCUGCGCGGGGAAGUGCACCGCGCUCCCG